CUGCUGUCCUGGGCCAUGCACCCGUUCCCGUUCCUGGCGCGCGUCGACCCCGAUGCGCGCAAGGGCACGCUCGUCUACCAGCUGGUGGCACGCUCCAGCAGCCAAGGAAACACCUCUGCUGGCAUAACCUACACACUCCUUGCAGGUGGUGAGGAGCGAUUCCAGGUGGAUAAGGACACUGGCAUCAUCAUGACCACUGGCUUGCCCCUGACGUGGAACAAGGAGUACGUGGUUACUGUGGAAGCCUCUGAUGAGAACGGCAGCAAGAGCCCCUACGCCUCCGUUUCCAUCCUGGCAGGCUCCCGACCUCCACAGUUCACCAACAUGUCCUACAGCGUGUUUGUCCCUGAAAACACUCCAGCAGGAGAAAGAGUAGCAGUUGUUGAGGCUGUUUCCUUCCAGAGCCAGCCUCUUUCCUACAGUCUCCUGACGAACCCGUCCGGGCUGUUCCGGGUGAGGCAGGAGAGUGGGGAGCUCAGCCUGACCCACCCCGUGGACUAUGAGAGUGAGCACCACCUCUACCAGCUGCUGCUGAGAGCCAUGGAAGCUGAGAGCACCCUCAGCACUGUGACUGAGGUCAUGGUCCACAUCACCGAUGAAAACGACUGUUCUCCCGAAUUCCAGCGCUCCAUCUACAGCAGAGACAACGUUCCCGAAACCAUUCCUGUUGGGACGUCCCUUCUGCAAGUGCUUGCAACAGACUGCGACUCCGGCUCCAACGCUGAGAUCUCUUACUUCAUUCAGAGCACUGAUUUUUCCAUCACACGUCACGGGGUCAUCAAUUCUAACCAGAGGCUGAACUUUGAGCGGGCAAACCACAUGUACGAGUUUGUGGUGAUAGCUGUGGACAGAGGACAUCCCCCUCGGACGGGGACGGCGUCCGUGCGCAUCCGAGUGGCCAACGUCAACGACGAGGCUCCCGUCUUCUCCCAGCCCGUUUACAGGACUUUCCUUUCGGAGGAUGCUGGUCCUGGCACCUUGGUGGCUACUGUUCGGGCAGAGGACCCUGAUGGAGAUGGGCUCCUUUAUCUGAUUACAGGAGGCAAUGAGGAGGGCAACUUUGAGAUGGAUAGCCAGAAAGGUAUCAUCAAACUCCGGAGAAACCCACCACCCAGUCUGAAAGGGCCACAGUACACCCUGAAUGUCACUGCCAUAGACGACAAUGCCUCGGGGGGACCCACUCCUCUCAGCAGUUUUGCUGAGGUUAUUGUAGGAGUUAAUGACAUAAAUAACAACAAGCCUGUCUUUAGAGAGUGCGCUUACUACAGUGACAGCACCUGGGUUCUGGAGAAUCAGCCUCCAGGCACGCAUGUGCUGCAGGUGGAAGCCUAUGAUGCAGACCUUGGCAUCAAUGGAGAGGUGAAGUAUGGGCUCAUGCACCGAGAUGGAGCUUCCCUGGGCUUCAGCAUUGACCCCGACACAGGAGCCAUCAGCACCACGCGCAGUUUCGACCGGGAGGAGCAGCGGGAGCACACCCUGUGUGUCACUGCCACGGACCAGGCGCGGGAGCCGCUGAUCGGCGUGUGCCAGCUCACCGUGCUCAUUGCCGACCUCAACGACAACGACCCCACCUUUGAGAACAGCCGCUACCAGUACUUCCUUAGUGAAGACACUCCGGUGGGGAUGAGUUUCCUCCGAGUUGCAGCUCACGACCGUGACCAGGGUGUGAAUGCUGCUGUCACAUACUCGAUGUUAGAGCAUCAGCUGGAAUACUUCCAGAUCAACCCCAGCACAGGCUGGGUGUAUGUGAAUUGCCCGCUACCCCAGCCGAUGCGCAUCAGCCGCUAUAUUGUAGCGACAGACGGGGGGAACAGGAGCAGCACGGUGGAGCUGACGGUGACGGUCACCAGUGCACGGAGCCAGCCCCCCCGCUGGGAGCAGGGCACCUACUGGGUAACCAUCCCCGAAAACACCAUUCGUGACACCAGCAUUGUGACCAUCAAAGCCACAUCCCCUCUUGGUGAUCCCAGGGUUACGUAUAAUCUGGAGGAGGGUCAAGUUCCAGAGACUAACAUGCCAGUUCGUUUCUAUCUGAAGCCAAACAGAGCUGAUGGAUCUGCUUCUCUUCUAGUCGCUGAGCCACUUGACUUUGAGACAACUAAGUUUUUCACCCUGACAGUCCGGGCACAAAAUGUAGCAAUGACUCCUUUAGCUUCCUUUGCCACUGUUUGUGUGAAUAUAACAGAUGUCAAUGAUAAUGUUCCAUUCUUCAUGUCCUCUAACUACGAGGUGUCUGUGCCAGAAGGAGCUGAUGUUGGCACGUCCGUGGUCCAGGUGUUAGCUAUGGACUUGGACUCUGGCCUGCAUGGACAGGUUCACUACUUAAUAUUAAAAGAUGCUAAUGAGGAUUAUCAGUUCUUCACCAUUGAACCUGAGACAGGAAUUAUUUCUACCCAGGCAUCUUUUGACAGAGAGAAAAGAGCCUCUUACUUGAUUGAAGUUCAGUCUCAGGACUUAUCAGAAUCUGCUAGACCUGGUGUUCACGGGCAGCCCAACACAGACACAGCCUACGUGAGGGUGUUUGUCAGCGAUGUGAAUGACAACGCUCCGGCGUUUCCUCGGUCGGUGUAUGAGGUCAGCGUAGAUGAGGACAGGGAUGUUGGAACUCCUGUUGUGACAGCAACAGCAAAUGAUCAAGAUGAGGGUGCAAAUGCCAAACUAAGAUAUCAGAUCACUUCAGGAAAUGUGAAAGGGUUUUUUGAUGUGGAACCUGAGAUUGGAACUGUCUUCAUUGCUCAGCCUCUGGAUUAUGAACAAGAACAACAUUAUGAGCUCCGGCUUGUGGCUUCUGAUGGAAAAUGGGAAAACCACACUCUUAUCAUCAUCAAUGUUGUCAAUAAGAACGAUGAAGCACCAGUCUUCACUCAGAAUGAAUACCAGGGCAGUGUCUUGGAGGAGCUCACAGAUCUGCCUGUACUUGUCCUGAAGGUUUCUGCGACGGAUCCCGACCAGGCAGCAGAUCAAAAUGCCAUUAACUAUUCCCUGCACGGCCAGGGAGCCAGCAGCGAAUUCAGCAUCAAUGAGAGCACAGGUGAGAUCAGCGCACACAAACAGCUGGACCGAGAGAAGCGAUCAACGUGGCGCUUCCUCGUUCUUGCCACGGAUGAGGGCGGAGAGGGACUGACUGGCUUUGCAGAUGUGAUCAUAGAAGUGGGGGACGUGAACGACAACGCGCCCCUUUUCCUCUGCGUGUCCGAUGGCUGCUUCACGGGCCGCAUCCCUGAGGACUCUCCGGCUGACACUCCUGUCAUGGAAAUGACAGCAGUGGACCUCGAUGACCCCAAGGCUGGUAUAAAUGCUGUUCUGACAUACACUAUCAUCCAGAACGUCAAAAACGAAAUUAAUUUGAACUUGUUCUCAAUUGAUCCAGUCAGUGGCACCAUCUCUACGGUGCUGGGGGCCUUGGACCGCGAGAAGGAAGACAAGUACCUCGUGGUGGUCGAGGCCAGAGAUGGAGGAGGGCUCACUGGGACAGGCACCGCCACUAUUUUGGUGACUGACAUUAAUGAUCAUGCUCCAGUCUUCCUGCAAAGGAUUUACACAGCAUUUGUCUCUGAGAAUGCAAGUAUUAACACUGAGGUGGUGGUGGUGUCAGCUGUGGACAGAGAUGAGGGAGAAAACGCCAUGGUGACGUUCAGCAUCGUCGAUGGGGACAAUGACCGCAAGUUCUCCAUAGAGACAGAUGAAAUCAACAACUGUGGGUUUAUCCGACUACACAAACAGAUUGACUUUGAGAAGCCUCAUGAGAGGGUGUUCAAUUUGACUGUGAAAGCAGAGGACAUGGAUUUCUUCAGCAUUGCUUACUGUGUGAUCUAUGUGGAGGAUGCAAAUGAUCAUGCUCCUGUCUUCUAUCCCCAGUUCUAUGAAGUGGCUGCACUUGGGGAAGAUGUACCAGUUGGUACCAAAGUUAUUCAGGUUUCUGCUGUGGACUUGGAUUCUGGCCUGAAUGGGAGGUUUUUUUUCCAUCUGCUAAACAAGUCUGAUCCCGGUGGCCAGUUCUCUUUGGACAGUGAUGGGUGGCUGAUGGUUGCAGGAUUGCUGGAUCAUGAGACAGUGGCUCAGUACCAACUCAUUGUGAUUGCCACUGAUAUGGGACAGCCCCCUCUGACUGGCAGUGCCACCGUUGUAGUGACUCUGCAGGAUGUAAAUGACAAUGGGCCAGAGUUUGAGGCACAUUAUAACCCAGUGGUCUGGGAAAACACAGCUUCUCCACAGGUUGUCCCAAUGAACGAGACCUGCAGGCUGCUGUACGCCAAGGACCGAGACACUGCUGCGAACGGAGCGCCUUUCUCCUUUCGCCUUCUCGGGGAUCUCGACAGCCUGACCAGCUUCAGCCUGCAGGACUUCCACAAUGGCAGUGCCAUGCUGACUGCACUGCGCACCUUUGACAGGGAGGUGCACAAGGCCUUCUACCUGCCCAUCCUGAUCACAGACAGCGGGAUGCCCCCCAUGAGCUCCACCAACACCCUGACCGUGAACAUCGGGGACCAGAAUGACCACCCGCAUUCUGCUGGCUACAUGGAAUGCCUCAUUUACAGCUAUGAUGGUAUUCUCCCCACGACUGCACUGGGCCAGGUCAGUGCCCCUGAUGCUGAUGACUGGGAUCGCAAAAUCUACCAGUUUGAAGGGAAAGCAUCAAGGUACUUUAUCCUUAAUGAUAACUCAGGUUUGCUGACUAUUAAAGAAGGAACCCCACCAGGAACAUACAACAUAAGAGUUAGAGUCAUUGAUGGAGUCUGGCCAGAUGUUAUCUCCACUGUAAAGGUUAUAGUGAAGGAAAUCAAAGAUGAUGCCCUCCAAAAUGCUGGUUCUGUACGAAUAAAAGGUAUCACACCAGAGGAGUUCAUAUCCCAGUCCCCUGAAAAACAAAGUAAAUACUACCAGAUGAAGAAGCUGCUUUCAGAAAUUCUCUCAGUUCAACUGGAAAAUGUUCACAUUUUCAGUGUACUGAAUAGCCCAAGUCCAAUCCAAGGGGUUGAUGUUUGGUUUGCAGUUUAUGGUCCACCUUAUUAUAAAGCAGAAAAACUUAAUGGCAAUGUAGCAGCUUCCAGAGCUUGGCUGGAAAGUGUUCUGCACAUAAAUAUCACCCAGGCUGGCAUUGAUGAAUGUGUGACUGCAGACUGCACUCACAGCAGCGGAUGCAUCAGUAAGCAUGAGCAGACCCAUGUACCAACCAUAACCACAGCUGGAAGCGUUUCCCUGGUGUCUGUGACAGUCCUGAGCCAGGCUGUGUGUGGCUGUGCUGCUCGGGAGAAUCCUCACCUUUCCUGCUCCUCGUACCAGACAAACCCUUGUCUCAACGGUGGCACCUGUGUGGAUACUGUCUUGGGCUACAGAUGCAAAUGUGCUGCCAAUUUUCACGGACCAGACUGCCAGCAGACAAAACACAGCUUCAGAGGCCAUGGUUAUGCCUGGUUCCCUCCUCUCCAGCCUUGCUUUGAGAGCCGCAUCUCCCUAGAGUUUGUCACUGAGGUUGUGGAUGGCCUUCUGUUGUACCAUGGACCAGCAGCCCAGGGGCAGCCUGGGGAACGGGAGCCUUUCCUUGCUUUAGGACUCUCUGGUGGUGUCCCGUCGCUGACCGUGAGCCACAGCUCUGGUGAGCUUUUCCUGCAGCUGUCACAAAAAGUUAAUGUUGCAGAUCGCCGCUGGCACAAUAUUAAAAUUAUAAAUGAUGGAAAGGAAGUGAAGUUGAUUCUUGACAACUGCAUGAAUGUCUCAGUUAGAGACAAUGGCAGUGUCACUAAGAAAAUUUCCCAAAUGGAUCUGUCUGCCUGUGAAGCCUCUGGAGAGAUUGUGGGAUCUCAAAGCCUGGGUAAGCUCUUCAGUGGCCAUCAGCCCCUGCAGCUGGGUGGAGUUAAGAAGACCUUGCCUCACCACAGCUCCCAAAGGCACUUCAGAGGGUUUGUGGGCUGCAUACGCAAUGUCAUCGUUGAUAGUAAGGUCUAUGAUUUAGAGCACCCUGCAGAGUCCCUGAACAGUGCUCCUGGCUGUGUCCUUAUGGAUGAAAUGUGUCAGAGUGGCGGCGUGGCCUCCUGUGGCACCCAUGGCAAGUGUGUUGGUGGCUGGGAUUUCUUUCACUGUGACUGCUCCCCAGGAUAUGCUGGAUUAGCAUGUGAAAAAGUUCUUCCAGAAUGGGCUUUUGGAAGGGACAGCUGGAUCCAUUUCGAGCCCAGGAGCAUCCUCAGCCCCCGAAGCACUCGGAUCCAGCUGAUGGUGCGCACGCGGCUGUCCCACAGCACGCUGCUCAGCCUGGCCUCUGCAGGUGGCAACGGGCACAUCCAGCUGCAGGUGGUUGAGGGUUUCUUUAGUGUUAACUUCAGCUUGGGGGACAAAAAUCACUCUUUGAGAAUGAGAACAUUGCGUAUAAACAAUGGCCAGUGGGUUCUUCUGACCAUGGAGCGCUACAACAAUGAAUUUACCCUGCGUGUUAACAGUGGUGGAGGUGAUCAAGAAGUCACCUCUGUCUUGGGUAUGAACAGAUGGUUUGAAAUGGAUUGGGCAAGCAUCGUGCUAGGAAACCACCUUCCCAGUCAUUCAGAGAGUGAUUUCCAAGGCUGUAUGCGUGAUGUCCAGCUGGAUGGUCAUCCACUCCUCGUGGAAGGCAGAAACACAGAGUUUGGGUUAAUUUUGAGGCGACAAGGGGUUACCAUGGGAUGCCAUUCCAGUGCCUGCAGCAGCCAGCCCUGUUACAGCCCCUUCCUUUGUGUGGACCUUUGGAGAAAAUAUGAAUGCCGAUGCCCAGCUGGGAAAGUAGAAGUGACUGACACCCUUACAGGACUCAGACAUUGUACUUCAUCCCCUUGUGGACACUGGACCUGUAGAAAUGGAGGUACCUGUGUGGCUCAAUCCCAAGACAAGACUAUCUGCCAGUGCCCUGAAGGUUACAAGGGAAGAUGGUGUGAAAUUAGCCAGGUGAAGGCUGGAAGACCUGUUGGACUAAGCUCUGGCUCUAUUCUGGCAAUCAGCAUGUGUCUCCUUGUCUUCCUAGCACUUUUGGUUUCCUACACAGUGUGGAGUCAGUGGGGAAGUUCAGGGUUUCGGAAAGGAGGAAUUUACCACAUUCCUGAAGAGCGUGAAAGCUGGGAGGAUGUUAGGGAAAAUGUCUUCAAUUAUAAUGAAGAAGGAGGUGGAGAGCGUGACCAGAAUGCUUAUGAUAUAGAUGAACUGAAGAAACCUCUCCAUAAAAUUCCCCGCUCCUCCUCACGAGCAGCUGCUCCACACUCCAGGACACAAACUGGCCCAAAAAGAGACUCAAUCCCAAAACAUGCACAUCAAAAGCAAUCAAUAUCAGCUGCUACCAGCAUCCCAGACUUCAAGGAAUAUGUUUCUCAAAUCAUACGGGAUGCAGACAAUGAUCUAAAGAAUCUGCCAGCUGACACUAUUCAUUUUUACUGCUUGGAAGGGCAAUGCUCUCUAGCAGGGAGCCUUAGCUCAUUAGAUUCCAUCAGUGGGGAAGAAGAUAUAAAUUACGAUUGCCUCCAAGAGUGGGGGUCAAAGUUUGAGAAGCUUAAAGAACUCUAUGUGGUCUCAGAUGAAAAUUUGUAACCAGCGUUAAAGGAACUUGACACAUUGUCUUGACAUAUGGACACUACUUUUAAAAAUGCCCUUUUUUAUAUAUAAAUUACAUCAAGUAACUUACAUGAUGCAAGUUUUUAGUUACAAUAGCAUGAUAGACUCACUUUUCCCAGGAGUGAUAAUCUGAAUGAUCUUUUUAUAUGCAUUGUACAAAGUUAUUUCAUUAUAUAAGUGUAAAGACUUUUAAAGCAUGAAUUUUCUUGAAAACUUUGGAAUGUAGGAUGUUUAUAGAAUAGUAUUAUAAUAUCCUUUUUUAUUUGUGUAGACCACAGUGACUUACUAGAAUUAUCCUGGAUGCAAGAACUUGAAUUAUUUUCUCCCUAGUGUUAAUAUGAAACCUACCAUGUGGGUAACAAUGCAUAGAGCAUUCUUUUCUUAAAUUGAAUUAAUUUUAGACUGUGAAAUAAUUAUUACCAAUGCUAAAUAUAAAACAUUUACAAUUUCUGGUUUCUUGUCAGCUUUCAUUGUAUCCUCCUAAACUCUGCUCUUCCAUGACAUGACACAAACCACCUCACUCACAGGCUGCCCAACUCUGUGGGACUUUUUCUGUCUGACCAUUUUUCUAAUUAUCUGUACUAAGGCAAAAAGAGUAGCAAGAUCCCAUCUGUGAACAUGACUUUGUGACAAUUUUAAGGGCAGUUGUGGGACUUGGAAAAAGUUUCUGUUCAAUAAACUUUUGUGUCCAAGUUUGCUUUUCACAUGGAACCCUUCUUCAAAGAGUGCAGCUGGGAAGCAGAAGAGCUGAUAGCAGGUGUGAAGACAAGCUAGAAGGGCAUCCAGGCAAAAGUUGGCACUGAAUUCUUUCAAUCAAGACAGUCAUUGUAAAAAUUGGGAUCCUCAAAACAGAAAGCAUGGGAAACCUAGCCUUUACUCCUUUGCUUCCUCAUGCUCUCCAAAAAAUGACUGGUUUUGGUAUGGAAAAAAGGGAAUCAGAAGCUUCUGAAAUCUGACAUUAACUUGAACACUCACCUCUGUGACCAUGGGUAAAUCACCUUGUUCUUUCCCUUUCUCUCUUAACCUCUCUGACGUGGGCAGCUCCCAAUGCAAGGGGUGAUGUGUGAAUGUUAAUAGGUGCUUACAGAGUGCUUGUAAGCUCUGAAGCACCAAGGGUUUUUUAACUGGUUUCAUCUCAGUGGGAUUUUUUAAUUACCGUGAUACUCAACAUUUGUUUUUUAUUAAAGUCUUGAUGCUUGAUUUGAUUUACCAUUUAUGUUUUAAAAUUAUAUCUUUCAUCAUGUUUAAUCAUUUUACUAGGCAUAAAGAAUGCGAAUGCAAAUUAGUUUUGUACCUAGAAGGAAGAUUUUAAUACUAUUGGAACAAAUAGUUUACAUCAAAAAUUGAUUGAACAAAACUACCAUGGGAACUGAAUAAAAAGAUUUCCAUUCAUUUCAUGUAAUUAUUUGUAUUAAUGAUGCUAAAUCAGUAAUAUUUAUUAGAAAAAUUUGGAGAACGAGUGACCAUGAACCUCUCCUUCACAUGGCUAGGUACUAAUUGUUCUUACGAAGAGAUAAAAAAUAAAUAUGGUGGAAAGAAACUAGAACAUUUCUUACACCAAGGGAUAUUACGUAUGUUAUUACUGGAAAUAAAAAUUGCUGAGCCUCAGAAUUUCAGUAAGGUGACUCUUCCAAGUGUUGAAUUCUUACAUUUUAAUGAAGUGGAUAUACAUUUUUAUUGCUCUUUAUUAUGUUGCCUUUUCUGAACUCGGUAUCAAGUAAAGCUUAGCAUAAUUAUUGGUAAACUGUCUCUUCCAAAAGAGACUAAUUUGAAUGAUGUGCUACAAAUCAUGCUAACAGACUAUGAUCUCCUUGAGGGUUAUUUUGUAAUUCACAUUCUGAAACUGAACAUUUUACAUAGGGAUGCAUUAAACAAUAACUCAGGAAAGCUGAAGCAGUAGCUAAUUUUUUCCCUCAAAUAGCUGAAGACACAAAGUAAUAUGCACGACAGAAGAUAAAUUGCAUUGAACUCAGGACAUGUAAUGGACUUCUGUCCUAAUGGCAGAUGAGAAAGAAGAACUUUCCUCUAUCUCCUUGGGUCACUUAUAGAAAAAUGCAGAAUGCUUAUAGCUGAGAGCUGCAUGUGACACCCCCAAGAGCCACACCAUUUGCCUGAACAUGGUCCAAACACUUCUUGAACUGUCAGGCUUGGAGCUGCAACCACUUCCCUGGGUAGCCUGUUCCACUGCCCAACCACCCUCUGGGUGAAAAACUUUUCUAGUACUGUAAUAUUGUAUGUAAUCAUAAAUCUACCUUGCAAACGUCCUAUGCAGCCUUUGUGAACUAUUCUCUUGGUAAAAUAUUACUGAAAAAAAUUACAAAUUAUUGAAAUAGCUAUAAGCUUCUGCUAGUCAUCCUGCUUCUCCCCAGAACAUAUAUAUGUUCUAAGAACAGAGAUACCUGAAAAGUUUCAGAACCAGAUCCUGCCUAGUUGCAGUUGCGAGAAUGGCACAGCUGGACAUAGACUAUGCAAAUACUGAUACCUUAAUAAUUUUGGAAGUUGUUACUAUGAAAGAGUAGCUCUUCUGCAACUUCAUUCAUAAGAUGGACAUGGAGUUGGAGCAAUUCCAGAGGAGGGCCAUGAAGUUGAUAAGAGGACAGAAGCAUCCCCACUACGAAGAGGCUGAGAAAGUUCGAGCUGUUCAGCCUGGAGAAGAGAAGGUCAUGUGGAAACCUCAUAGCAGCUUUCAGUUUCUAAAGUGAGCCUACAGGAAAGCUGGAGAGGGAUUCUUUGUCAGGAAUGGUAGUGAGAGUGAUGCCUUGGGUUUUAGCUUUUAUAUUUUUCAGAAUCUCUGCUGCUUAAUGUGUAACUCUGGAACUUCAUGUUGGGUGUUGGUAAGUUCUCUUCACAGGGUAGUUAGACAAAACACUCCCCUCCCAGCUAGAAAAUCAAGGACAACUGGUACCCAAAAAGCACAAACAAUGGCAAGGGAAAGGGGGCAAGCCAGGGGGCUGAUGCUUCAUAGCCUGGGGCUGUGGUUGGACAAUUGACCCCAAUAUGUAGAUGAAUCUAAACUUAUAAAAGUGUAAAGACUGGUGAUUUGAUUUGAUUUGGGUGUAUCCCUGGCCAGGCUCUUGCACUGCCCAAAGUGUAUCCUUUCAAUAAACACCUAUUUUAUCCCUUUUGCUCUGUCUAGUCUCUGUUCCAGGUCAGCCUUUCCAG
Oenanthe melanoleuca is the source of this 10731-nucleotide messenger RNA. RefSeq names its product neural-cadherin-like. The transcript has 32 exons. The record is from RefSeq and is a predicted model, not a curated record. The coding region runs from base 16 to 7545 and encodes 2509 amino acids. Gene Ontology annotation, biological process: homophilic cell-cell adhesion. Gene Ontology annotation, molecular function: cadherin binding; calcium ion binding. Gene Ontology annotation, cellular component: catenin complex; plasma membrane. Lineage: Eukaryota; Metazoa; Chordata; Aves; Passeriformes; Muscicapidae.